GCAUGAAGCAUCAUUUACCUGUCACUUCCUAAAGAGGACAUAGUUUAUAAAUAUCUUCCAGUAGAGCUGAGGGUUGGGGCUACAAAAGGCCACCCACAACCUCCCCAUUGUUCACUGGCAUCAUUGUUGGUCUGACCUCCCAGCUGCUCAGCCAUGGCCCCCAAGAAAGCCAAGAAGAGGACAGCAGAGGGAGCCAACUCCAAUGUGUUCUCCAUGUUUGAGCAGGCCCAGAUCCAGGAAUUCAAAGAGGCCUUCACUAUCAUGGACCAGAACAGAGACGGAUUCAUAGACAAGAACGACCUGAGAGACACUUUUGCAGCUCUAGGACGUCUCAACGUGAAACAGGAAGAGAUCGAUGAGAUGCUCAAAGAGGCUCCAGGCCCAGUCAACUUCACCGUCUUCCUCACCAUGUUCGGUGAGAAGCUGAAAGGUGCUGAUCCCGAGGAGACCAUCCUCAACGCAUUCAAAGUCUUUGACCCCGAGGGGAAGGGUGUGCUGAGGAAGGAUUAUGUGACACAGAUGCUAACAACACAAGCUGACCGAUUCUCCCCCGAAGAGAUGGAGCAGAUGUUCACUGCCUUCCCGCCGGAUGUGGCGGGAAACCUGGACUACAAGAACCUGGUACACAUCAUUACCCACGGAGAGGAAAAGGACCAGGAGUGAACCUCUUCGCCGAGGUGUUCAUCACACAGAAAGUCUGCCCUUUGCCCGUACAUGACUCGAGACCGACCCACGGCCCGUGAAGGAGAUAUGAACUGUUUAUUUACUCAUUGUUCCUGUAGAGUAUUCACUCGAGAGCACAAGAGGGUCCAGACUAAAUUUCCUCUCCCGCUCCCCCGAAAUGGACAAUUGAUGGCACUGACAUACUGAGCCGCCUUUCUCCCUUUCUGCUUUAUCCACAGUAUGUUCCCACAUUCAUCUGAGACAAGUUAAAUUAUUUUUCCUUAUCAUUUUACAGACUCAGAACCACAUGCUAAUGUCUUUGUUUUUUUUAAUAGUAAAAAAAGAAAAUUGUCCCAUCUGUGCGUGUUCAUCUAAUAAAAGCUUUCAAAGACAGUUA
Messenger RNA from Scophthalmus maximus (turbot), 1060 nucleotides. RefSeq names its product myosin, light chain 2a, regulatory, cardiac, slow (gene myl2a). Gene Ontology annotation, molecular function: calcium ion binding. Gene Ontology annotation, cellular component: cytoplasm; myofibril. NCBI's taxonomy places the organism in Eukaryota, Metazoa, Chordata, Actinopteri, Pleuronectiformes, Scophthalmidae. The record is from RefSeq and is a predicted model, not a curated record. Bases 154 to 663 code for a protein of 169 amino acids. Gene Ontology annotation, biological process: heart development; muscle cell fate specification; cardiac muscle contraction. The transcript has 7 exons.